AGAGCAGGCACAUAAAACAUCCUCAAACAGGAAGCGUGAGAACCAGAGGACAAGAUCACUACAGGGCAUGAAGUACGCUUCAAAUGAUCAAAUAAUCGGACAGUUGGAAGUUAUUUACACUGAGGCGAGGCAACAAUCCUGAUGAACCACACAAACCAAACAGAGGAAGACCUCUUCUCCUGCUACAGUCCAUCGGUCGUAGGUUACCGAUACUUUGCUGUGCUGUGGGGAUGUGCUGUGACCAUCAUUGGUACGUUAGGGAACCUGAUGACCAUUCUAGCCUUCACCUUAGACCCACGUCUGAGGACUCGCUUUAAUGCACUCAUCAUCAACCUGGCUGUAGCUGACCUCCUAUACUCCACCAUACUGCAGCCUAUCUUAGUUGACUCGUAUUUACACCUCAGGUGGCGCAGUGGUCAGCUCUGGUGCAGCAUCUUUGGACUGCUCCUUUUCCUCUCCAACUCUGUGUCCAUCAUCACCCUUUGCUUGGUAGCAUUGAGCAGAUAUCUUCUGGUUGCAAAAAGGGCCAUGUUUGACCGUAUCUUCUCCAACCAUGGUCUUAUUUUACUCCUGACGUCAGUGUGGGCACUAGGUCUUGCCAGCUUUGGCCCACUCUGGCAUGUUUACGUGUUUGUGCCACAAGUGUGCACAUGCAGCUUCCAUCGGACCAGGGGUCGCCCCUACACCACCAUCCUGCUUUUUGUCUACUUCUUUGUUGGUUUGGGCUGUGUUGGCGUAUUCUACUUCCUCAUUUACAGACAUGUCAUGAUUGCAUCGCAAGCUCUGGUCCGCUACAGAUUCAGCCGAAGGUCAUCUAGAAGGAAUGCAGCUUCUCAAUCACAGGGGACUGAUGACAGUGGUGUAGAGACUGGUAUUGCCAACACAUGUAGCUGUGAACUGAGCAGCAAGCUGGAAAAAAACCCAAACCAGGAAGAGAUCACCUGUAAUAAGUGCUCCCAAUCUACACAGGACUCAAUUACUGCUUCAAAUCCACCCAUUGAUACCGUCUCGAUACCAGCUUCACCGACACCUGCUCCCCAAAUCGCAGCACCUUCGUACUCCACAGCCUCAAGUGGAGAUGAUAAGGAAAUGAAGCAUGUAACUUCCACGUGUUUAAUUGUUUUCCUGUGUUUUGCAUUCUGCUUUGUUCCAUUCCUGUUGAUUAACAUAGCCGACAAACACAACCGUGCUCCACAGUUACUUUACAUGUUCUGUACAAACCUUACCUGGCUCAACAGCUGUAUCAACCCAAUACUUUAUGCUGUCAUGAACAGACAGCUUCGCCAAGCCUAUCACAAACUGCUCACCAGGGCUGUUGUAUAAUUCACCUGCCAGAGAUCCUGAUUUACUACAACUUGCAGAGUGCUAAUUGUAAAACAUAAACCCAGACACGAGUGAUUUUAGGAUCAGAUCUUCAAGGGUGCUCAACUCCUAAAUAAAAUGUGACAUUUUGAGACACUAUAUAAUCCUCCUGCUAAACCACUAACUUCAAGAACAAUAAAUACUUUCCUACAUGUAAAAAUUUUAUUCAUAACAAUAAUAUUAAUAUGAAGUCACACAUAUUUUACACUACAGAAUAGUUUUAAGGAGAUGAAAGUAGAAAUUAGCUGUUUUUGCAAAAGCUUUAAAUUGGUACAGGUAAUAUUAUUGUUAUCAUGAAAUUAUUAUUUGUACAUUAUUUUGUAAGCAGUUCAGCAUAACUCUUCUCAUUGUUGAGCCAUAUUUUAAUGCCAAUACCAUUAUACUAUUAUAUCAACGUUUUGAAUGCAGGGCUUUUAAAUGUAACAUGCAUCUCAACCUUAUUUAAAAUUACUACUUUUACUAAAGUAAAUUAUCUUGACAUUUUUAGGAUGGAAGUAAGGGUCCUAAAAUAGGCUCGAUCUUAAUAUUUUCUCACUAAAAAUAACCCACCUUUUGCAUCUCUGGGGUUUUCUGCUAUUUGUGAGUAAGAAAAUGAAAUAUUUUCUUACGCAUCCUGACAGGGAAUUAUCAUUUAGAAUUUAGUUUUUUACUACUUGUUACCUGUGAUAUUGUGAUGUAAAAAUUGUCAACUUACUCUCCUACUGUCCUAAGAUUCAUGCAGUUCUAAACUCUCCACAUUAAUAUUAAACACGAUGCAAUGUUAUCACAAGGCAUUCUUAACGUUAGUUUUCAACCCAGAGCUUUUAACCACCGGAUUUAAGGAAGGCUUAUAUCUUUGGCUGGUGCUUAAGGAAAAAUAACUUCUACUCCCCCAACCUUUUUUAUUUUUUUUAUAUGUACAUUGUUCUUCUUCUUGUGUCCUUUUAUUUCUCUUCUGAAUUUAAAGUAUUCUAGUCCAUCAAUUCACAUUCAACACAUAACCCCUCAUUUUGUGGGAAACCUGCACAGCCUUUGCAAGAGGAUUGAUUAUAUCACACUCUGCCACACAGAGGCACCAGAAGCUGGAAAAUCUUUAGAAACUGAACUUCUAGAUAAAGAAAGAGCCUAUAUUAACACGCCAUCGCCUACUUUAUGGACUGAAAUAUCUGCCAACCAAUCAGCUAUUAAUUGUCUCCUUACUAGUAAUGUAGAGAAACAAAUCAGGUAAACUAAACAGAAGUUUUAUGAACAUGGAGACAAACCAAGAAAAUGUCUGCAUAUCUAGUAAAUAAAGAGUAGGAUCUCAAUCACAGAUGGAACAGAUGUCUCUAAUUCUGGGGCUCCAAAGUAGGAAUACUGCAGCUGGUAAAAUGAUAUUUAACAUUCUCACCUUUGCUGUCAUGAAAUAUAUAUUAUUAUAUAACACAUGAUAUUAUUACAAUCGACUAGUGAUGAAGACUCUUCUGUUAAAGGAUGGUGUAAAGUCAUAUCUGAACUGGUUUACCUUAGAAUAACUUGCAAGUACUUUACAUGC
Messenger RNA from Labrus mixtus (cuckoo wrasse), 2875 nucleotides. RefSeq names its product G-protein coupled receptor 84-like. NCBI's taxonomy places the organism in Eukaryota, Metazoa, Chordata, Actinopteri, Labriformes, Labridae. The coding region runs from base 142 to 1323 and encodes 393 amino acids. The record is from RefSeq and is a predicted model, not a curated record. Gene Ontology annotation, cellular component: membrane. Gene Ontology annotation, molecular function: urotensin II receptor activity. The transcript is spliced from 2 exons. Gene Ontology annotation, biological process: neuropeptide signaling pathway.